AUGAAGAAAAUUGAGCAUCCAAUAUCCCGUCAACAGUUCUAUUCAAAGUGCAAGGAUAGCUUUGUUAAGAAGUCAAAUGAGUUGGCUGUUUUAUGUGAGACAGAUGUUGCCCUUCUGAUGUUUUCUCCAGACGGUCAAGUGACCAGCUAUUCUAACAAAGAAAGUUUUGAGGAUACCAUGCUCCAGAUUAUGAACCAGCCUGGCGAACUGAAUUGGCGCAUGCCUUCCAUUUUGCAGCAUUUGAUGCAGAGUCUCACACAGUCAAAAAAGGAAGGAGAAAUGGUUAAGAAGAUAGCUAUUACUGAGGCUCAUAAGGAGAAGCUUAAUAAGCUCAAUCAAACACUAAGUGAAGCACAACAGAAUAUAAGGUAUUACAAACCGCAAGUGGAGAAUAUCAGCUCAGUCCAAGAAGCUGAUGCAUCUGAGCAGUUUCUUAGGAGUGCUAUAAAACAGAUUCAACGAUCAAAAGCAAAACUCUUGGGUGGUGAACGAUUUCUCCAGAGUAAUGAAAAUGUCGCGGUGGCUUCAGUCAACACUGAGGAUACCGCUGCUGCAGGUAAUGGAUCUGCACAUUCAAAUUGA
Molecule: messenger RNA, 582 nt
Organism: Solanum dulcamara
Lineage: Eukaryota; Viridiplantae; Streptophyta; Magnoliopsida; Solanales; Solanaceae
Product: agamous-like MADS-box protein AGL66
Exons: 8
Coding region: 1-582 (193 amino acids)
Biological process (GO): regulation of transcription by RNA polymerase II
Molecular function (GO): protein dimerization activity; RNA polymerase II cis-regulatory region sequence-specific DNA binding; DNA-binding transcription factor activity, RNA polymerase II-specific
Source: RefSeq, a predicted model, not a curated record